AUGGCGAGGCCAACUCAUGUAGACAGUCAAAGAAUAAUUUCUCUGCUAGAGGAGAUGAACCAGAAGCUCAGAAUCCUCUCGUGGCUUUCUGAAGAAAACCUUGAAGAAGUUUCAUAUCGGCAAGAAGAGCUCAGCAGCAUUUUAGAUGGAGAUCUUGUAAUCAGUUUAAUCAACCAUCUCCGUCUUAUGCAAGCUUUCAAUCAAUAUAUUACCAAAAGUGACGGAAGGGCCGAGCGGAACUUCCCUCAUCAGCGUAAAUUCCUCACGUUUUUUACCGACGUUUUUAAAUUUUAAAAAUUCGCAGAAAAUAUCCUCAUUUUUUUGGAUAAAAAAAACGCUUUUGAUUGGGCUUGGCUGACGUCAUAAAACGUCAGAUGGGGAGUUAGCGAACCAACUUUUGCUGCCAAAGUAAACUCCACAGAUGGCAAAUCCUCUUUCUAUUGCAAAUUUUGUUAUCUGGAGAUUUGACUUUUUUUUAUCUGGAGAUUUGAUUUUUGCCAGCAAAAGUUGGUUCGUCAACUCCCCAUCUGACGUAUCCCGAUGCCAGCCAAGCCCGAUCCCUGCUUUAGAUCGGGCUAUACCACAUUUAGUUCAUAAUUGAUUAAUAGAUAUCCAUGACAUCGACAUAGAAAACGAAAUCCCAGAAGACGCCAAAACAAUCGGCCACCAUCUGGAAGUUAGCACAAGUGAAGUUUGCCGAUGGCUGGCAAAAGACCCAUCUUCCUUCGAAUAUCUCACCAAAAUGAUCAGCCGCACUUCUUCAGGGACCAGAAACUUCUCUGAGACCACCAAGGACUUGCAAAAACUCUAUUUAAAUAAGCUAAUGACUCCAGUUGAAGAAGAAAUGAACAGGGAGCGUGAGCUUCAAGAAAUCGAAGAAAAACUGACCAAGUCAAAACAAGAAGAAUCCUCCUGGAACGACAAGCUGACAAACUUAAGGCGGCAACGAGAAGAAGGCAGAGAGAACAGGAACAAAGAAAUCCAAAAACUCAAAGCAGAAAUAGAAAAAAUAAAAAAGGAAACUGAAGACCGUAUCAAUGGAAUCAAUAAAACAAUACAGAACAGGCAAAAGAAGUCCAAGCAAGAAUACGAAAGCAAGUUUACCAGCCUUGCACAACAGUUCGAGCAGCUUACCAAAGAAGUUGACGACUUAAGAGCUGCUAAUAAAGUCAAAGAAGACUCAUUAAUUGGAAAUAAACAAAAACUAAUGCAUAGGCUGGGUGACAAUAUCAAGGACUAUGACAGAGAUAUGAUUGACAACCAGCAGCAGCACGAAAGAGAAGAAAAAACUUUCAACGAAAAUAAAAAAGCUUUAGAAAUGAUAGAAGAUCACAUUAGACAGUUGAGAAUGGAAAAGAAAAGAAUGGAGGAAGAAGAAGCCAAAGAAGCGCUGAAGCGCAAGAACUUCGACGCACUAAUGAGCCAGAAGAACACUGCUUCUGAGUACAUCUCAGCACACUGGAAAGGAUACAAAUCAAGACUUGACUAUGAGAAGCUGAAAAAGAGCAAGAAAAAGAGGAGAGGCAAAAAAGGUAAAUAA
Molecule: messenger RNA, 1540 nt
Organism: Blepharisma stoltei
Lineage: Eukaryota; Ciliophora; Heterotrichea; Heterotrichida; Blepharismidae
Source: the annotation of a GenBank genome assembly